Messenger RNA from Nestor notabilis (Kea), 438 nucleotides. RefSeq names its product agouti related neuropeptide (gene AGRP). The record is from RefSeq and is a predicted model, not a curated record. The coding region runs from base 1 to 438 and encodes 145 amino acids. Gene Ontology annotation, molecular function: type 1 melanocortin receptor binding; neuropeptide hormone activity. The transcript has 3 exons. Gene Ontology annotation, cellular component: extracellular region. Gene Ontology annotation, biological process: neuropeptide signaling pathway; positive regulation of feeding behavior; adult feeding behavior. Lineage: Eukaryota; Metazoa; Chordata; Aves; Psittaciformes; Psittacidae.
AUGCUGAACGUGCUGCUGCUGUGCUGUGGGCUGCUGCAGGGCGUUGUUCUCAGCACCAACAUGGGCUGUGUGCUGCCGGGGCAGGCGAGCGGCAGGCUGGAGGGCACAGACAGAGCCCACUACUCCAGCCUGUUGCGGAGAGUCAAGGAGCUGUCCGCGGAGCCGGCGGGAGCUCUCCCCAGGCUGGGGCUCGAGCAGAUGACCCUGAAGGUCCAAGAAGCCAAAGGCGACAUCAUGCAGAGAGACGGCAUCCUAGAACAGCAGGCAUUGUCCACAGAAGAGGAAGUCCCCCCCCGCCGCUGCGUCCGGCUCCUGGAGUCGUGCCUGGGCCAACAGGUCCCCUGCUGCGACCCUUGUGCUACCUGCUACUGCCGCUUCUUCAAUGCCUUCUGCUACUGCAGGAAAAUCAGCACCAGCCUCCCCUGCAGCAAGAACUAG